AUGGAGGAAUUCCAAAGAUAUUUAAAGCUAAAUAGAUCUCAACAACACUACUUCUUAUAUCCACUUAUCUUUCAGGAGUAUAUUUAUGCACUUGCGCAUGAUCAUGGUUUAAAUAGAAAUAGAUCCAUUUUUUUGGAAAAUGUGGGUUAUAAUAAAUUCAGUUUACUAAUUGUGAAACGUGCAAUUGAGCGAAUGUAUCAGUAUGAGCAGAAGCAUUUGAUUCUUUUUGAUAAUGAUUUUAACCAAAAUAGAUUUUUUGGACGCAACAAUAAUUUUUCUUUUCAAAUGAUAUCAGAAGGAUUUGCAGUCAUUGUAGAAAUUCCGUUUUAUCUCCGAUUAUUAUCUUCGCUAGAAAAGAAAGGAAUAGUGAAAUCUAAUAAUUUACGAUCAAUUCAUUCAAUAUUCCCUUUUUUAGAGGACAAUUUUUCACAUUUAAUUUAUGUAUUAGAGAUACUAAUACCCUACCCAGCCCAUCUGGAAAUAUUGAUUCAAACUCUGCGCUACUGGGUAAAAGACGCUUCUUCUUUACAUUUAUUACGAUUCUUUCUCCAUGAGUAUCGUAGUUGGAAUACGCCAAAUAAAGCCAGUUCUUUUUUUUCAAAAAGAAAUCAAAGGUUUUUCUUCGUCCUAUAUAAUUCUCAUAUAUGUGAAUAUGAAUCCAUCUUCGUCUUUCUUCGUAACCAAUCUUCUCAUUUAUGUUCAACCUCUUCUGGAACCCUUCUUGAACGAAUCUAUUUCUAUGGAAAACUAGAACAUCUUGUACUUGUAGAAGCUUUUGCUAAGGCCUUUCAGGCCAAUCUAUGGUUGUUUAAGGAUCCUUUCAUGCAUUAUGUUAGGUAUCAAGGAAAAUCAAUUCUCGCUUCAAAAGGGACACCCCCUUUGAUGAAAAAAUGGACAUAUUACUUUGUCAAUUUAUGGGAAUGUCGUUUUUACCUAUGGUCUCAGCCGGGACGGAUCUGUAUAAACCAAUUAUAUAAUAAUUCCCUAUCUCUUCUGGGAUAUAUAUCAAGUGCGGGACUAAACCCUUCAAUGGUCCGCAGUCAAAUGUUAGAAAAUGCAUUUAUAAUUGAUAAUCCUAUUAAAAAGUUCGAUACUCUUGUUCCAAUUGUUCCUCUGAUUGGAUCAUUGGCUAAGGCGAGAUUUUGUAACGUAUUGGGGCACCCUAUUAGUAAGGCGGUUUGGACUGAUUUAUCAGAUUCUGAUAUUAUUGUCCGAUUUGGGCGUAUAUGCAGAAAUCUUUCUCAUUUUUUUAGUGGAUCCUCACAAAAAAAGAGUUUGUAUCGAAUAAAGUAUAUACUUCGGCUGUCUUGUGCUAGAACUUUGGCUCGUAAACAUAAAAGUACUGUACGUGCUUUUUUGAAAAGAUCGGGCUCGGGGUUAUUGGAAGAAUUCUUUACGGCGGAAGAGCAAGUCCUUUAUUUGACCUUUCCAAGAGCUUCUUCCACUUCGCAUAGGUUAUAUAGAAGGCGUAUUUGGUAUUUGGAUAUUAUUUGUAUCAAUGAUUUGGCCAGUCAUGAAUUGAAUGAUUCGUUAGUCUAAGUAAUGAAGAUAAAUAAUGAAGAGAUAACAAAUUCUUUUUCUGAAA
This is a messenger RNA of Daucus carota subsp. sativus, 1585 nucleotides long. Its product is annotated as maturase K. NCBI's taxonomy places the organism in Eukaryota, Viridiplantae, Streptophyta, Magnoliopsida, Apiales, Apiaceae. Bases 1 to 1539 code for a protein of 512 amino acids. Gene Ontology annotation, biological process: mRNA processing. The transcript has a single exon. Gene Ontology annotation, cellular component: chloroplast. The record is from RefSeq and is a predicted model, not a curated record.